UUUCAGAAAGAAUUAGAUGGCAUUCUUCGAGAUUAUGUUGGACGGGAGAGCCCGCUUUAUUUUGCAGAACGACUUACAGAGCACUACAAAAGUUCUGAAGGUGAGGGGCCCCUUAUUUUCCUGAAAAGGGAAGAUCUUAACCACACUGGGGCACAUAAGAUCAACAAUGCUGUUGCACAAGCUCUACUUGCAAAGCGUUUGGGGAGGAAACGAAUUAUUGCAGAAACUGGUGCUGGCCAGCAUGGUGUUGCAACAGCUACUGUAUGUGCAAGAUUUGGAUUGCAAUGCAUUAUCUACAUGGGUGCUCAGGACAUGGAAAGACAAUCACUAAACGUCUUUCGCAUGCGCCUUCUGGGUGCUGAGGUGAGAGCGGUUCAUUCUGGGACAGCUACACUGAAAGAUGCCACUUCAGAAGCCAUCCGAGACUGGGUGACUAAUGUUGAGACCACCCACUAUAUUCUUGGAUCUGUUGCAGGCCCGCAUCCAUACCCAAUGAUGGUUAGAGAUUUCCAUGCUGUGAUUGGCAAGGAGACAAGGAGACAAGCAAUGGAAAAAUGGGGUGGCAAGCCUGAUGUACUUGUUGCUUGUGUUGGUGGUGGUUCAAAUGCUAUGGGCCUCUUUCAUGAAUUUGUUGAUGAUGAAGAUGUUAGGUUGAUUGGUGUUGAGGCUGCAGGAUUUGGUUUGGAAAGUGGAAAACAUGCUGCAACAUUGACAAAAGGAGAGGUGGGUGUCCUACAUGGUGCCAUGAGUUAUUUAUUACAAGACGAUGAUGGGCAAAUUAUUGAACCACAUUCAAUCAGUGCUGGUUUGGAUUAUCCUGGUGUUGGGCCUGAACAUAGUUUUUUGAAGGAUAUCGGACGUGCUGAAUAUUAUAGUGUCACAGAUGAAGAGGCGUUGGAAGCUUUCAAGAGAUUAUCUCGUUUGGAGGGAAUUAUUCCUGCGCUGGAAACUUCACAUGCAUUGGCUUAUUUGGAAAAGCUCUGUCCAACACUACCAAAUGGAGCAAAGGUGGUCAUAAACUGUAGUGGCAGAGGGGACAAGGAUGUUCAAACCGCUCUGAAACACCUACAGCUCUAAUCACUCGCCAAGGCUUCUGCUUUUGUCCUCAUGUCUUUCAUCUAUCCGGUGAAUGCUUUAUUUUCCUUAUUGCUUUUUUUACUUUUCUUUCAAAACUUCAAAAUAAGCAAGCUUUAAGUUGUUGUCCCUUCAAACUUUCCCCUUA
This is a messenger RNA of Dendrobium catenatum, 1222 nucleotides long. Its product is annotated as tryptophan synthase beta chain 1. Gene Ontology annotation, molecular function: tryptophan synthase activity. Gene Ontology annotation, cellular component: cytoplasm. Lineage: Eukaryota; Viridiplantae; Streptophyta; Magnoliopsida; Asparagales; Orchidaceae. The record is from RefSeq and is a predicted model, not a curated record. Gene Ontology annotation, biological process: L-tryptophan biosynthetic process.